AUGAUUCCUAUUCAGUCGAGGAUCCGCGAUAUGGCUCUAGCCAAAGCCCCCGUCGUCGCUCCUGUGGCAAGCACAGAUCCUGCCCAGGUCAGCUUCAGUUGGAGUGGCAGCUCUUUUGAAUGCUCGCCUCUCUCCAACCCUUCAGCUCCUCCUCCUACGCCUACCGACUCCCUCUAUGAUAUCAACCCACGCAAAUCAUCCUUUUCAAGUGAGUAUGGCAUGGGCGCAGCAUGUGCCUUCCCAUCAUGGCCAAACCGCGCUUCACUAUCAAGUGCCGACUCCUGCGACCUGUUCGUGAACAACGCCUACCUAUCCGACGAAGAUUUGCUGUGGAUGCCGGAGAACCCCAUCCCAGAGGAGGAGCCCGAGCUCAAGCAAACACAAAUGGUCUCAUCAAUCACUAUGGAGCAACAGCUCCAGCGCAUGCGAGUCCUUGCCGAGCAAGAGGACCGCGCGCGGUUCCUAGCGAAGGUAGAUGCCCAUGCACGAGCAACUCAAGCACUACGACAGCCAAAGACACUGGCGACCGACCGCAGCCCAGUUACACCAGUGACACCAAAGAGCAAGAAGCGUCGGGUUGUCCCCAAACAGCGACGCGCCCACUCAUCAAGCAAAGUACCGACUGCUUAA
Molecule: messenger RNA, 630 nt
Organism: Penicillium longicatenatum
Lineage: Eukaryota; Fungi; Ascomycota; Eurotiomycetes; Eurotiales; Aspergillaceae
Exons: 1
Coding region: 1-630 (209 amino acids)
Source: RefSeq, a predicted model, not a curated record